Aspergillus homomorphus CBS 101889 is the source of this 1122-nucleotide messenger RNA. RefSeq names its product zinc-binding alcohol dehydrogenase family protein. Bases 1 to 1122 code for a protein of 373 amino acids. Gene Ontology annotation, molecular function: oxidoreductase activity, acting on NAD(P)H. The transcript has 2 exons. Lineage: Eukaryota; Fungi; Ascomycota; Eurotiomycetes; Eurotiales; Aspergillaceae. The record is from RefSeq and is a predicted model, not a curated record.
AUGCCCUCAGCCACGCCCGUGAUCCCAACCCAACAAACCGCCAUCAUCGCCGAGGGCGCCGGCCAACUGAGCAUCCAUCACGACGCGCCAGUUCCCGCCGUGCAACCCGAUGUAGCCCUGGUCCGAACCGCGGCGGUGGCCAUCAACCCCGUGGACGCGAAGAUGCUGGACUACAGCCCCGUGCCGGGAGCGAUCCACGGGUAUGACUUCGCGGGCACGAUCGUGGCGCUGGGGAGCGAGACGCCGGGUCAUCUGAAGGUCGGAGACCGAGUGGCAGGGUUCGUGCAUGGCAUGAACCCGCUGCUGCCGGACGUGGGCGCAUUCGCGGAAUACGUGGCGGCGUCUGCGGACCUGGUGCUCAAGCUCCCGGACACGAUGAGUUUCGAGGAGGGCGCGUCGCUGGGCCUGGGGCUGUUCACCGCGGGCCUGGGACUGUUCCAACAUCUCCAGCUCGCAUUACCCUCUUUCACCCGUGGACCACCCAACAACAACCCGGAGGAACCUGAGGGUGUUAGUAGCCCUAAGGCAGACUUUGUCCUCGUUGCGGGUGGGAGUACCGCCACAGGGACGCGAGCACUGCAACUGCUGAAACUAGCCGGCCUCCGCCCGAUAGCCACCUGCUCCCCGGCGCACUUCGACCUAGCCCGUCGCUUCGGCGCCGAAGCCGUCUUCGACUACCACGACCCCGACUGCGCCGCCGCCAUCCGCACCUACACGAAGAACACCCUCGCCUACGCGCUCGACUGCCUCGCCCUGGCAGAGACCACUCAGCUCUGCUACGGCGCUCUGGGCCGCGCCGGCGGCCGCUACGUCACCCUCGAGCCCUUCCGCGCGGCCAUCGCCGCCCAGCGCCCGCUCACCGUCUCCCCGUCUUGGUUGCUGGCGCUGACGAUCUUCGGGCGCAAGGUGGCGUUGGAUGGGGAGUAUGGUCGGGAGGCGAACCCGGAGGACCGGAAGUUCGGGACGCGAUUGACGGCGGAGGUGCAGGUGUUGCUGGAUGAGGGCAAGGUGGAUGUGCAUCCGGUUAGGGUUAUGGAUGGGGGGUGGGAGGGCGUGUUGAAGGGGGUGGAUCUGGUGAGACGCCAGACGGUUUCGGGUCAGAAGUUGGUUUAUGUUGUUUAG